Octopus bimaculoides (California two-spot octopus) is the source of this 3658-nucleotide messenger RNA. Its product is annotated as transcription factor COE3. Gene Ontology annotation, molecular function: DNA-binding transcription factor activity; DNA binding. The record is from RefSeq and is a predicted model, not a curated record. Gene Ontology annotation, biological process: regulation of DNA-templated transcription. Lineage: Eukaryota; Metazoa; Mollusca; Cephalopoda; Octopoda; Octopodidae.
AUACAAAUAUACAUGUAUGAAUAAUUACAUAUAAUAUAUAAAUAUACACACGCCUCAUUUUGAAAUUGGUCCAUAUUUUUGUUUGGUUUAUUUAUUACUUUUUUUUUUUUUGUUCGUUUCUGACGGAGAAUUUUUUUCACUGUCGGAAAUCGAAAGUGUGUAAAAGCAGAUUCUUAAAAAAGUUGUUCCCGAAAAUCAGGGAAAAUUCUCACUAAACAGACCCCGUCUGGCACCCCUCUCUUCUAUGAGCAGGGGGCUGACAUUUUGAUGUUCACCCUUCAGGACACUGUGCAGCGGCGAGUGUCUGUCCAGCUACCACCGAUGAAAGAAGAACCGCUUUCUGGACAUUUACCUCCUGCAAGGAACUGGAUGCAGCCCACGGUGGUCGACCAUGGCGCAGGCAGACUUGACUCCUUAUGUGAGACGGAGCCAUUUAGUGUGGGGUUGGGUCGAGCCCACUUCGAAAAACAACCACCUAGUAACCUGCGAAAGAGCAACUUUUUCCAUUUUGUGCUCGCCAUGUACGAUCGCCAGGGCCAACCAGUCGAGGUGGAAAGGACAGCAUUCAUAGACUUCGUUGAAAAAGAUCAGGAAUCAGAUAGCCAGAAAACCAAUAAUGGAAUACAUUAUAGGUUACAGCUGUUAUAUGCUAACGGUGUUCGACAAGAACAGGAUCUUUACGUUAGACUGAUUGACUCUGUAACUAAACAGGCCAUCGUUUACGAGGGCCAAGACAAGAAUCCCGAAAUGUGUCGGGUGUUAUUAACACACGAAAUAAUGUGCAGUCGAUGUUGCGACAAAAAGAGUUGUGGAAAUAGAAAUGAAACACCUUCAGAUCCAGUCAUAAUCGAUAGAUUCUUCCUCAAGUUUUUCAUGAAGUGUAAUCAGAACUGCUUAAAAAAUGCUGGAAAUCCAAGGGACAUGCGGCGGUUCCAAGUCGCUGUUUCAACGGUGGUCUCAAUAGAUGGACCUUUACUCACAGUAUCGGACAAUAUGUUUGUGCACAAUAACUCAAAGCAUGGCCGUAGAGCCAGGCGGCUAGAUCCAACAGAAGGAGCCUAUCAUAUGGGCAAAGAGUUAUUGUUGGACCACGGCCUGGGACCUUUGAACGCUCGAGCCACACCCUGUAUCAAAGCAAUUUGUCCAAAUGAGGGCUGGACAACCGGUGGAACAACGGUCAUCAUCAUAGGCGACAAUUUCUUUGACGGUCUACAAGUCGUGUUUGGUACCAUGCUGGUAUGGAGUGAGUUGAUCACCUCUCACGCUAUCAGGGUACAGACUCCACCUCGACACAUUCCAGGGGUAGUGGAGGUGACAUUAUCCUAUAAGUCGAAGCAGUUUUGUAAAGGUGCACCCGGCCGAUUUGUAUAUACAGCCUUAACAGAACCGACUAUAGACUACGGAUUUCAGAGGCUUAUGAAACUUGUACCCAGACACCCUGGAGACCCAGAACGGUUACCAAAGGAAAUCAUCUUGAAGCGAGCGGCAGAUCUAGCUGAGGCCUUAUACAGCAUGCCCCGCAACCCUAACCAGCUGUCUCUGCCAGCACCCCGUUCACCUGCCAUGAACAACACGUCAGCGAUGUCCAGUUUCAAUACCUACACAAGCCAGUUGGCUGUUAGUGUCCAGGACGCGGCCAAUGGUCAGUGGGAAGAAGGUUAUGGCCGCGGUCAAAGUUCAAGCGUUUCGCCACGAGGUUAUGGUUCGAACGGCUCAACUCCACAUAGUAGCAGCAGUAGUAGCUACAGUACUACAGGCAUGAACGGUUACCAUGGAAGCGCGGGUGGGCUUGGAAAUAUGGGUCUGCUCCCGCCACCGUUCUCACCGCCACCACACCCACCACUUCCACCACUGCCGCCACCACCACCACCAUCACGCCCACCAUCAGUGAUUUCCAGUAGUUCCUGUCAGUUGUCAUCCAUGGGCUUCGGUUCGAUCGCCAGCGACGCUUUAUCACAAUCGUCGCCCUACCUCGGACACACAAACAGCCUCGCCGUCAACAGCCUCAUCAACAACAGUCAUCUCCAUCACAACAACAGCAGCAACAGCAACAACUACAACAACAACAGCAGUAGCAGUCCUCACAGUAGCAGUCACAGCAGUAACAACAAUAAUAACAACAGUACUGAUAUGAACAAUGUAUAUAGUGCAGCGAGUGGUGGGUCUUUCACGUUUUCGCCCGUCAACAUGGUCAGUGUUGUGAAAGAGAAGAGUGCAUUCGCACCUGUGUCGCGACUGAGCAACAGUCCACUCGGAAUGUGCACGGCGCCUGUGCGCAGCAGUCUGCAAGGUUUCGGCAGUAUGAUGUCUCCGCCAUUCCCGACAUUCAGCCCUUAUGCUCUGCCAUCGUGUAACGGUUAAGAAGACUAACAGCGUCUCAAGAAAAGCAUGCGAUCAACUAAUAAAAGAAAAAAAAAGUCGAACUAAAGCCACCAUAGACGAGGCGAUACCGUUACGCCUACUACUAUGACAACUACUACUACUACUACUAUCAAUAAUAAUAAUCAUGAUGAUGAUGAUAAUGAUAAUAAUAAUAAUAAUAAUGAUAAUAAUAAUGACGACGACAACAACGACGGCGGUGAUGAUGAUGACGAUGACGAUGACGACGACGACAACGACGACGAUGAUGAUGGUGAUGAUGAUGAUGAAGAUGAUCUCUUUACUGGCCACGCGGGCCCAAGACAUUCACGAUUAAUAAUAAGAAUAAUAAUAAUUUCUUUAUUGACUACGAGGACUGAAGAAAUCCAAAGACAAAAAACAGUGGGCAUUUAAAUAAUAAUAAUAAUAAUAAUAAUAAUAAUAACAGCAAUAACAACGACGACGACGACGACGACGAUGAAGAUGAUGAUGAUGAUGAUGAUGAUCAGGAUAACUUUUUCAGUUGCCACAGGGGUAUCAAAUGAGGGAAAUAUUAAAAGAAGAGAUGAGGAGAGAAUAGAAGAGGAGAGCAGGAGAAAAGAAAAAGGAGGAAGGGAAGAGGAGGAGGAGGAGCUUUAAACCAGCGUUAUUUGAAGUUUCAAUAUGGUUAUAUGUAAUAAAGUUAGAGUCAACCGAUAGAAUGGAUUAUUUAUUAUUUUACCUGAUAUUUAUAAAAUUUAAACGACUUUAAAACUUUGCAUGAGAAAAACAUUUCUGUUAUAAGUUUUAAAAUAAUUUGUUACCGAAUAAAACAUGAGCAAAAUCUGCAGUCUUUCUUGUUUCCAGUGUAAAAACUCUCUGUGAUGUGUCCCAGUGUAGUUCGAAGAUUUUAGAUUAAAUACGUUCUUAGCUAAUAUAAUUGAAUUACAUAAGUUUUUAUACCAGAAGCUGUGAGUAUGUAUGUUGGAACGGUAUUUAAAGGAAUUAGAAGCUGAUCCUACAUAAUACCGGGUGUCUGCUGAUGCAAUGACGCUAGAUCUGUUGAUAACGUUGCGCCGCACACCCACGAAAUGUUGUUGACGUUCUAACAUAAUAUGUGUGAGUGUGUGUGUGUGUGUGUGUGCGUAUGGGUUUUGUUAAGUCAUUGUUCGGGCUUUUGUUUUCUUUUUCAUUGUCUAUGUAUAGUGUAAUUAUGUGUCUGUGCGUGUGUGUAUGUAUGUGGCAGACCAAAACGAAACCGCGUCACGGUCCUUUUUAUACGAUUCAACUCAAAUCCUAGCGAGGUCAGCUUUUUUCUCAU